This is a messenger RNA of Perognathus longimembris pacificus (Pacific pocket mouse), 1599 nucleotides long. It is a transcript of the gene Jdp2, whose product is annotated as Jun dimerization protein 2. The transcript has 4 exons. Gene Ontology annotation, biological process: regulation of transcription by RNA polymerase II. Lineage: Eukaryota; Metazoa; Chordata; Mammalia; Rodentia; Heteromyidae. Gene Ontology annotation, molecular function: RNA polymerase II cis-regulatory region sequence-specific DNA binding; DNA-binding transcription factor activity, RNA polymerase II-specific. The record is from RefSeq and is a predicted model, not a curated record. The coding region runs from base 152 to 643 and encodes 163 amino acids. Gene Ontology annotation, cellular component: nucleus.
CUCCCGGGCCGGGACGGGCCUGGGCACCGGGCGGAGCUCCGCGGCCGGGUGGCAGCGGCGCGGCGUGGGCACGGCGCCUGCAGCCGACCCCCGGCCCCGGGGGCGCCGCCUCCGCCCGCGGCUUCUGCACGGCCAGUCUACCACUCCUGCUAUGAUGCCUGGGCAGAUUCCAGACCCUUCUGUGACUGCGGGCUCUCUGCCAGGGCUCGGCCCCCUCACGGGACUCCCCAGCCCAGCUUUGACUGCUGAGGAGCUGAAAUACGCCGACAUCCGCAACAUUGGGGCCAUGAUUGCGCCCUUGCACUUCUUGGAGGUGAAACUGGGCAAGAGGCCCCAACCCAUGAAAAGUGAGUUAGACGAGGAAGAAGAGCGAAGGAAAAGGCGCCGGGAGAAGAACAAAGUGGCAGCGGCCAGAUGCCGGAACAAGAAGAAGGAGCGGACGGAGUUUCUGCAGCGGGAGUCGGAGCGGCUGGAACUCAUGAACGCUGAGCUGAAGACCCAGAUCGAAGAGCUGAAGCAGGAGCGGCAGCAGCUCAUCCUGAUGCUCAACCGUCACCGCCCCACCUGCAUCGUCCGGACCGACAGCGUCAGGACCCCCGAGUCUGAAGGCAACCCGCUACUGGAGCAGCUGGACAAGAAGUGACCGUGGGGCAGGGAGGAGGAAGCAGAGGCCGAGGAAGGAGGAGGACAGGUAAAGAGGGGAGGGGAGGGGGUCCCGGAGGGCCCCCUCCUUGGCGCAUGAGAAACUGUGAGGAGGCUCAGCCUGCCAACACCCCCCACCCCCCACCCCAGCGGACUCCUUUGUGAAACUCAGAUGAGCCAACAGGAGGGGAAGAGUGUGUGGAAGAAAUCCGGAGGGAACAAGCGCUGAGACCAAAGGUGACCCGUGGGAAGGGCUGUCCUGCCUGGAGCCCAGCUGGAAGGAGGCAGGACAGGAGUCAUGGGCCAAAGAGAUGCCUAGCCUGGCAGUCUCACAGACCCUUCUCUGGACCUCUGCCAAGACGCCACCGCCCCUCCCCCCACGGAGGGACCACUGAUCAGCCAGGAAAAGCCAUGCGUUGCAACCAAAAUGCAGCUGAGAUUGGAACUCAGCACGAACUGCAGCCCAUCCUGCUCCGGCUGUGCCACGCUGCGGGGCCCUGCCGCCCCUGCCCGGGAGGCGCAGCCAGGCACCCUCGCCAGCCCUGCUGGAGCUCGCUGUGGGCACUGAGGCGCGGGCGCCCUUCCAAAGCACAUACUGAAUGUUUACAGACUGGCUGACCUGGCAGCGCUCGCAACUGCACAUGGUGUUUUGGUUUUGUGUUUUUUUUUUAUAUACUUUCUUUUUUUUAAAAUAUUUUUUACAAAAAAAAAAGAUUUUAUACAAGCAAUAUAUAUAUGGAUUUCUAUAAUCACUCGAUGUGAUACAGUAUAAAUAUGCUAUGGUUGGUUUGUUACAGACAGAUACCCAGCAGUCAUGGCUGCUGUGUGUAACUGCUCAGUACUGUAGUCUCUGGGUGUUGGGGGGUGGCCGGGUGGGUGGGGUACGUUUCCAUCCUUGUAAACCCUUCCUGUAAACCCAGUCCUGUAUCGCUCAGUAAACAUUGCUCUUACUUACCA